Aspergillus ibericus CBS 121593 is the source of this 1890-nucleotide messenger RNA. Its product is annotated as ethanolamine-phosphate cytidylyltransferase. The transcript is spliced from 4 exons. Lineage: Eukaryota; Fungi; Ascomycota; Eurotiomycetes; Eurotiales; Aspergillaceae. Gene Ontology annotation, cellular component: cytoplasm. Gene Ontology annotation, biological process: phosphatidylethanolamine biosynthetic process. The coding region runs from base 185 to 1519 and encodes 444 amino acids. The record is from RefSeq and is a predicted model, not a curated record. Gene Ontology annotation, molecular function: ethanolamine-phosphate cytidylyltransferase activity.
GCCUUUUUCUCCGCAUGCCACAUUGCCCCUCUCCAAUUUGUCUAGUCUCGUUGGGUAGGGCGAUUCCUUGUUUUACGGUCUCUCUCCCACAAAUAAUAGCCUAUCAGAGUUCAAUCAUAGGACAAUAAGGCACAAGAUCUAUUUUCAGUGAUCGUAUACUAUCCUACGGGAUCACUCUAUGAGAAUGAGUGCCACAGCUGAAGACGUGAUACCCGCACCAGGGGAGUGGCCUGUGGAUCCUCAAGAAGAUUUACCCAUUUCGGAAGAUCGCAUUUGGGUGGAUGGAUGCUUCGACUUCAGCCAUCACGGCCAUGCGGGUGCCAUGCUCCAAGCCCGUAGAUUGGGAAAUGAGCUUUAUGUCGGCGUACAUUCUGAUGAAGCAAUCCUCGAGAAUAAGGGACCGACGGUAAUGACGUUGGAGGAACGAGUAGCUGCGGUAGAAGCAUGUCGCUGGGUGACUCGCUGCGUCCCAUUUGCCCCAUAUGUGACGUUUCUUCCUUGGGUGUCACACUACGGCUGCAAGUAUGUUGUCCAUGGAGAUGACAUCACUUCUGACAGCAAUGGGGAAGAUUGUUACCGAUUUGUUAAGGCUGCAGGGCGCUUCCGCGUGGUCAAUAGGACACCCGGUAUAUCCACAACAGACCUUGUGGGACGAAUGCUACUGUGUACAAAGAAUCAUUUUGUUAAGAGUGUGAAAGACACGCUUAUCGGGAAGGAAGGAUCUGGAAGUCUAGAAGAACGCAAGCACUCGGCUGAGAGUCUCAUGCAAAGGAUUCGUGAUUAUGCCACCGAUGAAACAGGUCUGCAGCCCGGCCCACAGGUUUGGAUCUGGAGCGGAUCAAGCUCAGCAAAACUCGAAGAUACGGUGGAAGAACCAGGUGCAUUUGAGACUAUUGUUAAUGGGCAGCUACCGAGACCAGGACAGCGGAUUGUCUACGUUGAUGGUGGAUUCGACCUCUUCUCAUCCGGGCACAUCGAAUUUCUUCGACAAGUUUUGGCUCAGGAAGAAUCGGAAGGUCACCGGCGGGGCUGGUACGACCAAGACCAGAAAACACAGAGAGUUAAAGAGCACGGAGAAGACUACGGCCCUGCUUAUGUUGUUGCUGGUAUCCAUGACGACGACGUGAUAAACCACUGGAAGGGUCUCAACUACCCGAUCAUGAACAUCUUUGAACGCGGACUAUGCGUUCUUCAGUGUCGCUAUAUUCAUGCCGUGAUAUUCUCGGCCCCCUUCUCUCCCAGCAAGCCAUAUUUGGAAGCCAUGCCUUUAGGUACCCCAGAUGCAGUUUAUCACGGUCCGACUACUUUUAUACCCCUCACCUACGAUCCCUAUAUGGCACCCAAGAGGAUGGGCAUAUUCAAGGAGACUUCUAGCCACCCAUACCAGCAUGUGAAUGCUGGUGAGAUUGUUGACAGGAUAUUGAAAAGCAGGGAAGCCUACGAAGAAAGACAGCGCGCCAAACUUGAAAAGGGUGCUGUCGAAGAGCUAGUCAAGUCUAAGGAAUCGGCCUCUGUCUAGACUGAACGGCGUAUAGUAAGAAGAAGCCGGAGUGCUAUUUCAUAGAACAUGGGGAAAGACAAAAGAAAGAUAGUGAGCAAAAGCCUAGAUGCUGCAACGAUAGAGAGUCAAAUAAACCGAGCAAUCCGGCUAUCCACCUGCCUGGAUGCAUAUUGAUAGGCCCAGGUAGGGUGGCGCUUGAAUAACGGUUAUUGGAUACUGGACCGGAAAAAGGUAAGACGUGCUUUUCUAUGUAUUCUGCUGCAAGUCUCUACCAGACAAGUAUAUGUACGUAUUGAGGCGUGAUGAGCGUAAAUGCAUCUUACCAAGGAAUAACAUUCCCCGAAAGAUAACUGGCUGAAAGUGUACAGCAGAUAUCUCGGAUCAGCUGU